GCGAUGGCGGCGGAGCGGGGCAUGGAGCUGGUGCGGGAGCUGCACCGCGCCGCCGGCGGGCACCUCCCGCCCUUCCGGACGGAGGAGCUGCGGCAGGCGCUGGAGGAGAUGCGGGCGCUGUACGAGCGGAACCAGGCGGAUGUGUCCGAAGCGAAGGCGGGACGGACGGACCUGAUUUUCCUCAUCCGGUUCCGGCACUGCUGCCUGCUCCGGAACCAGCGCUGCCUCCUGGCAUACCUGUAUGACCGGCUGCUACGGAUCCGAGCACUGAGGUGGGAGUAUGGCAGCGUUCUGCCCAACACCAUCCAGUUCCACAUGUCAGCUGAGGAAGUGGAGUGGUUCAAUCGGUACAAAAAGUCUCUGGCUACAUACAUGAGGUCAGUAGGAGGAGAGGAGGGGCUGGACCUCACACAGGACAUCAAACCUCCUAAAAGCCUGUACAUUGAAGUGAGGUGUUUAAGAGACCAUGGGGAGUUCGAGAUUGAUGAUGGCACUACCAUCCUGUUGAAGAAGAACAGCCAGCACUUUUUACCCCGCUGGAAAUGUGAGCAGCUGAUCAGACAAGGAAUCCUGGAGCACGUUCUGUCCUGAGUGUGCAGGACAGGAGGGACAGCUCUUGGUGACCUGCCCACGAUGGGGACUGAGCUCUGGUGCGUGCAGGACUUCAGAGACCUCAGUAUUUACACCACCCAUCCCCUCCUCUGCAGUGGCACCCUGCCACUCCUCCUAACAGCCUUUGAUGCCUUAAAACCACAGCUCUUCAUGAGCAAAGGGUGCAUGCUGGUAAUACAGCAAUCCUGGGAAUCCAGGAUAGUGGGGGGACAUAAUCCAAGCCCCACAGCUACACCCAGGGUUUGUGAAUGCAUUUUUGUUUGGAGUAGUUCUUUGUUCACACUGUGCAUGUAAGACACCAGCUGGCUGGGCUCUAGAAGCCAGGAAAACUCCUUGGUUGCAAAAUAAAGAAUUUCUUCAGUC
Molecule: messenger RNA, 975 nt
Organism: Melospiza melodia melodia
Lineage: Eukaryota; Metazoa; Chordata; Aves; Passeriformes; Passerellidae
Gene: GINS1
Product: GINS complex subunit 1
Exons: 7
Coding region: 4-591 (195 amino acids)
Biological process (GO): DNA strand elongation involved in mitotic DNA replication; DNA replication
Cellular component (GO): GINS complex
Source: RefSeq, a predicted model, not a curated record